CUGUCAGAGCGGCAAAGAUGGCGGCGGCGCCGCUGCUGGAGUUGGAGUCGCUGGAGAAGACGCUGGGGCUGCGGGGACGGAGCAAACUGGGGCACGGCCAGAGCGGUAGCACGAUCCCUGUGCUACAGACCAAUAAUGGACCUAGUUUAGUGGGGUUGACUACCAUAGCAUCCCAUCUCGUAAAAGUGGCCAAAAAGGAGGCCCUCUUGGGAAGUACGGCAGAGAAGAGCGCUAUAGUUCAUCAAUGGCUCGAAUAUAGAAUCACUCAAAUAGAUAGGUGUAAUAGUCAAGAGGAUGCAAGGAUGGUUUUAAAGGAACUCAAUUGCUACCUUGAAGAUAAAGUAUACCUGGCUGGAAACAGUUUGACGUUAGCAGAUAUCAUGGUGUACAAUGGUCUUCAUCAUAUUGUGGCCGAACUAACCCACGAAGAGAGAGAGAAAUACAUGAAUGUGUCUCGGUGGUUCAAUCAUAUCCAACACUAUCCAGGAGUCCGACAGCACUCUGCCGCUGUCAUCUUCAUGAAGAAUAGACUCUAUUCUACCGUCCACUAGGAAAGCUGCAUACAGUCUUCAUGAGUCAUGCUGAAUCUGAACAUCUGCUUGUCAGCAUUGAAAUAGUGAGGGUUGACGGCACAUUUGCUGAUUCCAGCACAGAGGAAUGGGCCUCUUGUUCUUUUGUCUGCCUGUUGUGUCUGCUUUUGGUGAAAAUGUAAUGCACAGCAAAUUAUUUUUUAAACUCCAUUUUUUUUCUUAUUUAACUCCAAAAUCAGGUAGCGUGUCAAUGUUACAGGCUUUGUCUGCUUUCUGUACUAACUCAUGUUAAAAUGGCUAUGCAAAGUUAACAUGAGUCUUAUUUCUGACCAGAACCUUCCACUUCGGAUGGUGCAGUGAGCUAGAAUUGUCAAGCUUAUUCGUUUUAUAAAGGGCGUUUUUAGUGUAAUUCAAUCACUAAAGGAGUCUAGCGGUUCACAUUGUGAAAGGGAAAUGGCUGGAAGUAGAUUGGACUGUUAUUUUAAUAAAUAAAUGCCACUUGCUGGUGGUUAACAAUGUGGUCUCACACUGUGCAUGUCAUUGGGGAAAGAUUCUUUAACUACUGUACCUAAUGCUGGUGAUGAAUUGGGCCGUGAUAUUACACUAACCCUUUGCUCUGGAGCAUUAUAUCUAACUGCUUUAAAUGAAAGGGUGCUGUUGAACUUGCUUUCCUAAAUAUUUCAACCAGCUAACAGCUUGCUUUCUUGUUAAUUACGGCUCAAAUUCCAUAACCAACCUAUCUUGUGUAGUUUUACAUUAUUAAAUUAUAUAUUGUUUACAUCAUUUUUAAUUUGAGAUUGGUGAAGAAAUGCCAAUUUGGAAGGACUUGUCAAAGGAUGCCAGCAACCUUAGCUCAACUGUGAAGAUCCUUAACUUCUGAUUGCACCAUUUGACGCAGUUUUACAAUGGUAAUUUCAAAGUAAGUGUAUGCAGUGUUCAUUUGACAGUAAAUGAUCAAUAUUUAUUGGUGUCUGGAACGCAUACUAAUGUACAUGAAAAUAAAUCAUAAAUUUGAACAAA
Molecule: messenger RNA, 1550 nt
Organism: Carcharodon carcharias (great white shark)
Lineage: Eukaryota; Metazoa; Chordata; Chondrichthyes; Lamniformes; Lamnidae
Gene: eef1e1
Product: eukaryotic translation elongation factor 1 epsilon 1
Exons: 4
Coding region: 18-551 (177 amino acids)
Biological process (GO): positive regulation of DNA damage response, signal transduction by p53 class mediator
Cellular component (GO): nucleus; cytoplasm; aminoacyl-tRNA synthetase multienzyme complex
Source: RefSeq, a predicted model, not a curated record